GGCCUUGGUUUUCUCUUUCCCCGAAAAAGAAUACCUUGUAAUUGAAGGUAUCUUUACGUAGUUUCUUCAGCACCAAUCAAAGUCUUAUCUUCAACCUUUGGAAACCCUAACCUCCAUUUCCAGAGCUCGUCCUUCGAAUUCGCAAACCCAGUUGGGAUUUUCGCCAAUGGGUUCCGAAACCUUGACUCUGUCAUCACCUCCAGCUCCGACGAAGCCCGUUGCAGCAGCAGCCGCAGCCGCAGCCGCCGCACCUACAGCACUGGCUCCAGGGUUUAGGUUCCAUCCGACCGACGAAGAGCUCGUUAUUUACUACCUUAAGCGCAAGGUCUGCGGCAAAUCGUUCCGUUUCAAUGCUAUUUCGGAGGUCGACAUCUACAAGAGCGAGCCGUGGGACCUCGCGGGAAAGUCAAGGUUGAAGAGCAGGGACCAAGAGUACUAUUUUUUUAGUGUGUUGGACAAGAAAUAUGGAAAUGGGGCUAGGAUGAAUAGGGCUACAAGCCAAGGGUACUGGAAAGCCACUGGCAAUGAUCGACCAGUCCGCCAUGACUCUAGGACUGUGGGCUUAAAGAAAACACUAGUUUUCCAUAGUGGUAGAGCACCAGAUGGAAAGCGGACCAAUUGGGUCAUGCAUGAAUAUAGACUUGUAGAUGAAGAACUGGAGAAAGCUGGAGCGGGAACAGGAAGCUCGCAGGAUGCAUAUGUUUUGUGCAGAGUAUUCCACAAAAGUAAUAUAGGGCCUCCAAAUGGGCACCGAUAUGCACCUUUUAUUGAGGAGGAAUGGGAUGAUGCUGGAUCAGUUUUGAUUCCUGGAGAAGAGAUUGCAGACGGUGUAGUAGCUAGUCAUGAUGCACAAUCCGAAAGAAACAGCAAUAGUGUGUGCACUGCUGAGGGUAAUAAUAAUGGAGCAUGCCGCGAAGGAAAGGAUAGCAUGCAGGAAAAAACCAAGUUCAUCAAUAAAGAACCUGUUAUUUCAAAUGAUCCCCCAAGAAACUCUCACAAUUUCUUGUUUAUGUGCAAGAGUGAGAAGUUGGAGGAUUAUACUCCACCGUCUAUUAUUGCUAAUCCUAAACCAUUCCCGCUAAUGAAGUAUAAACGAAGAAGGCAGAGUGACCUAGUAUCCGAACUUUCAAAGGCUUCAGAGAAUUCAACCAUGUCAAAUGAAGAGCCCAGUUUAUCCGAAACUGCCAUUGGAUCACAAACGGAUGGAACAACGACAAGUGUGUCGACCCCAACUACGAAAAACUUUCUUUCAGCCUUGGUGGAAUAUUCACUAUUAGAAUCUACAGAACCAAAGGAUGCUCCCGCUCCCCCACCUGCAUUAGAAACUUCAGAUCUUAGUUCAUCUGUGCAUCCAAGCAUCCUGAAGUUCAUCCAAGAUUUGCAAAAUGAGAUCCAUAAGACUUCCAUGGAGAGGGAGACAUUGAAGUUCGAGCUGUUGAGUGCUCGGGCCAUGAUUAGUAUCCUUCAAUCCCGGAUCGUCGUGCUCAAUAAGGAGAUCAACGAUUUGAAGUCAAAUCAUGAUUAGUAGUACCCUUCAAUCCUGGAUUAUCAUCAUGCUGAAUAAGAAGACCAUAACGAUAUGAAGAAAAACGUCGACAGCAAAUGGCCAUGCCCUGUAAAUUGUUGCUGCCAUUUUGGUCUCUUGUACUCUAUCGGCAUAUGAACCCAGGCCGUUCUACUAGCUAAUGUAACUAGUUCAGUUGUCUAAGCAACUAAGCUAUCCAUUGUAAGAGUAUCAAAUUAGUGUCGUCUUUUAAAUUUUGUCAGAACUUCAACCUCUGUUAUGAAACCCAUGUUGAACUUCAUGUUGUGCUAUGGCUAAAGACCACUGAUGUGAUAACUUCAAUUUCUCAGCUGGUGGCAUUUCAUGAAAUAAUGUUGUCAGCUCAUAACUAUUAAUCUCAUCCCCACUUACAGUA
Momordica charantia (bitter melon) is the source of this 1919-nucleotide messenger RNA. Its product is annotated as NAC domain containing protein 50. NCBI's taxonomy places the organism in Eukaryota, Viridiplantae, Streptophyta, Magnoliopsida, Cucurbitales, Cucurbitaceae. Gene Ontology annotation, molecular function: DNA binding. Gene Ontology annotation, biological process: regulation of DNA-templated transcription. The record is from RefSeq and is a predicted model, not a curated record.